This is a messenger RNA of Platichthys flesus (European flounder), 4967 nucleotides long. Its product is annotated as peripheral plasma membrane protein CASK-like. The transcript has 28 exons. Gene Ontology annotation, molecular function: protein kinase activity; signaling receptor binding; ATP binding. Gene Ontology annotation, biological process: regulation of neurotransmitter secretion; protein phosphorylation. The record is from RefSeq and is a predicted model, not a curated record. The coding region runs from base 720 to 3569 and encodes 949 amino acids. Gene Ontology annotation, cellular component: plasma membrane; basolateral plasma membrane; cell-cell junction. Lineage: Eukaryota; Metazoa; Chordata; Actinopteri; Pleuronectiformes; Pleuronectidae.
GCCACAGCACGGGAACCGGAGCGGCGGUGAGCGGAGCGAAGGCUGCGCUGGAGCACUGAAGAAUCAUCCGGCACGGACGGUGCGUACACCGUCGUCGAUAUGAGCGCGGAGCUCGCCCACUCGGGCUCGGGAAGCUGAAGCACACUGCACCCCGGUCACCUCGCGUUUUCUCGGGGAUAAGCCAUCGCCGAUACGACUCAGUGUACACGGCGAGAACCAACCGGUGAUUCCAUCGACUGCUAACCAGGGCUAGCCGACCAUUUUCCAGAGCCCCCCUUAGCUUGCGGUUGAAGAAGGGGAGCGUCUCCGCUUCGUGUCUGUGGAUGUUACCGCGGGGGUUUCGCACCUGGCAUUCCCCGGCAGCAAGGCGUGCAGAGCGGACUGUUUUUCCUUUGCAAACGAGCGAGGACAUCUCCACGCCCUGGGCUCGGCUCAUUGGAUGCUGUUUGAGCUAGCUCGCUGGCUAGCGAGGCUACCGGGAGAAUAGGAGAAGGUGGGGCCGCGGGAGUGACAGCCUCGGACGCGAGCUAAUGCUGCUAGCUGGGCAACUUGGACUCCUCGGCCGCUCUCGAGUGGUUUAUUACCCUGACACUGACAUUUUGGAGGAGGAGGGGGUUUGAAUUACCAGUGGUGUGCAGCAGCAUCCCCAUUCAGCAGGAGAAACACGUUAUUAUUGAUUCCCCCCAAGCCUCCCGAGGAGAGCAUCCUCCUUUACCUGCAUGACUAUGGCGGACGACGACGUGUUGUUCGAGGAUGUCUACGAGCUGUGCGAGGUGAUUGGAAAGGGUCCCUUCAGCGUGGUGCGGCGCUGCAUCAACAGGGACACGGGCCAGCAGUUCGCCGUGAAGAUCGUCGAUGUGGCCAGCUUCACCUCCAGCCCCGGCCUCAGCACAGAGGAUCUAAAGCGAGAGGCCAGUAUCUGCCACAUGCUCAAACACCCUCACAUCGUGGAGUUGCUGGAGACCUACAGCUCUGAUGGCAUGCUCUACAUGGUCUUUGAAUACAUGGAUGGAGCCGACCUGUGCUUUGAAAUUGUUAAGCGAGCCGACGCCGGGUUUGUGUACAGCGAGGCAGUGGCCAGCCACUACAUGAGGCAGAUCUUGGAGGCACUUCGAUACUGCCACGACAACAACGUGAUUCAUCGCGAUGUAAAGCCUCACUGUGUGCUGUUGGCCUCAAAGGAGAACUCCGCUCCAGUCAAGCUGGGAGGGUUUGGAGUGGCGAUACAGCUGGGAGAGUCUGGAUUAGUAGCUGGAGGCCGAGUCGGUACUCCCCACUUCAUGGCCCCGGAGGUGGUGAAGAGGGAGCCGUACGGCAAGCCGGUGGAUGUGUGGGGAUGUGGGGUCAUCCUCUUCAUCCUCCUGUCCGGCUGCCUCCCUUUCUAUGGCACCAAGGAGCGCUUGUUCGAGGCCAUCAUCAAAGGCAAAUACAAGAUGAACCCUCGCCAGUGGGCUCACAUCUCGGAGAGCGCCAAAGACCUGGUGAGACGCAUGCUGAUGCUGGACCCCGCCGAGAGGAUCACAGUUUACGAGGCCCUCAACCACCCCUGGCUGAAGGAGAGGGACAGGUACGCCUACAAGAUCCACCUGCCUGAAACGGUGGAGCAGCUGAGGAAGUUCAACUCCAGGAGGAAGCUGAAGGGUGCAGUCCUAGCUGCUGUUUCCAGCCACAAGUUUAACUCUUUCUAUGGAGACCCCCCAGAGGAACUACAUGACUUCUCAGAUGACCCCACCUCCUCAGGACUGCUAGCUGCCGAAAGGGCAGUGUCGCAGGUGUUGGACAGCCUGGAGGAGAUUCAUGCGUUGACGGACUGCAGCGAGAAGGACAUGGACUUCCUGCACAGUGUCUUUGAGGAUCAGCACCUCCACACCCUGCUGGAUCUUUACGACAAAAUCAACACCAGGUCGUCUCCUCAGAUCAGAAACCCCGCGAGUGACGGAGUGCAGAGAGCUAAAGAGGUACUGGAAACCAUCUCCUGCUACACAGAGAACAUGGAGGCCAAGGAGCUCAGGAGGCUCCUCACGCAGCCACACUUCAUGGCCCUGCUGCAGACCCAUGAUGUCGUUGCCCACGAGGUCUACAGCGACGAUGCGCUGAGGGUGACCCCCCCGCCCACUUCUCCCUACCUGAACGGAGACUCCCCGGACAGCACCAACGGAGACAUGGACCUGGAGAACGUCACCAGGGUUCGCCUGGUGCAGUUUCAGAAGAACACCGACGAGCCCAUGGGCAUAACUCUGAAAAUGAACGAACUGAACCACUGCAUCGUGGCCCGCAUCAUGCACGGUGGAAUGAUUCAUCGACAGGGGACUCUGCAUGUUGGAGAUGAGAUCCGGGAAAUUAAUGGCAUCAGCGUUGCCAAUCAGACGGUAGAACAGCUCCAAAAGAUGCUGAAAGAGAUGAGGGGAAGCAUUACCUUCAAGAUUGUGCCCAGUUACAGGUCCCAGUCCAUGUCCUGUGAGUCCUUGUAUUUUGCGUUGCAGAAAGAGUCCCCAGAUUUGUCUCAACAGUCGCCUGCUAAUGGUCACGCUAGUGUCACCAGCUCCAUCCUGGACCUGCCAUCGACGAUUCAGCCCAAAGGCCGUCAGAUCUCCAGAACUCCUACUAUCAAGGACAAAUUGUCCAUCAAGAUCUACGUACGCGCUCAGUUCGAAUACGACCCGACCAAAGAUGACCUCAUCCCGUGCAGGGAGGCGGGCGUUCGCUUCCAGGUGGGCGACAUCAUUCAGAUCAUCUCCAAGGACGACCACAACUGGUGGCAGGGAAAGCUGGAGAACACCAAGAACGCCACGGCGGGGCUCAUCCCCUCGCCCGAGCUGCAGGAGUGGCGCGUGGCUUGUAUAGCCAUGGAGAAGACCAAGCAGGAACAGCAGGCCAGCUGUACCUGGUUUGGCAAAAAGAAAAAACAGUACAAGGACAAGUACCUGGCAAAGCACAAUGCAGUGUUUGACCAACUAGACCUGGUGACUUAUGAGGAAGUGGUGAAACUGCCAUCGUUCAAGAGGAAAACACUGGUGCUGCUCGGCGCACACGGCGUCGGAAGGAGGCACAUCAAGAACACACUCAUCACCAAACAUCCCGACCGGUUCGCCUACCCCAUCCCCCACACAACUCGACCACCUAAGAAGGACGAGGAGAACGGGAAGAACUACUUCUUUGUGACUCACGACCAGAUGAUGCAGGACAUCAGCAACAAUGACUACCUGGAGUACGGAAGCCACGAGGACGCCAUGUACGGCACCAGGCUGGAGACCAUCAGGCAGAUCCACGUACAGGGCAUGAUCUCCAUCCUGGACGUUGAACCACAGGCACUAAAGAUCCUCAGGACUGCAGAGUUUGCUCCCUACGUCGUCUUCAUCGCAGCUCCCACCAUCACCCCAGGCAUGACCGAGGACGACUCCCUGGAGCGGCUCCAGAAGGAGUCGGAGAUGCUGCAGCACACCUACGCUCACUACUUUGACCAGACCAUCAUCAACAACGAGAUCGACGACACCAUCCGCCAUCUGGAGGAGGCCGUCGACCUGGUGUCCACCACCGCUCAGUGGGUCCCCGUCUCCUGGGUGUACUGACACGCUACACGGAUGAUCAGAACCAGAGCCACGUCUCAUCAGGACCAUAAAAUUUCCUCUGUAGAUACUUGUUGAAAAAGACGAAAAUGGACUCUAAACUCUGACGCCUCACUACAGAGACUUCAUCCUGCCCCCUCGCCACUUUUCUCAACAGCCUGAAAGCGUACUGUUGUGUACAUAUAUACAUAAUUAAAAAAAAAAACACUAUGUGAAAAUGGUUCUGUCCUCAUAUAGUCAUGGGUGAGGUGCGGAGGGGUAGAUAUUUUGUACUUUUUUUUUUCUAAUCAAUGGACUGGUUCUAGUGGAGGCAAGCAUGACCAUAAAGCAGUCUGUGUGUGGACCUUUAGGCACUUCUCUGACACCCCCCCCCCCACCCUAACCUCGGCCCCUGUGACCAACAAGCCGAACUCUGAAGCACAUCGGAAGCUGCUAUAGUGGCGACAACUUUACUCCUCAGCUCGGAACGCAAGUUUUGAGUGAAGUGAAGAAAAUAUAAAAUAAAGCACAGGAAACUUGGCAGUUUCUUCCUCCCCCCUCCUCCCUUUAUUUAUUUCACCGGCCUCCUGUGCCUGUCGGUCUGUUGAAGGAGCACACUCCACCCCCAGUGUCCCCCUCCCUGACCAUCUUUGUUUACGUCUCCGUUUGCACAAAAUGGACUAUGAAGAAGACUUGUACCACAAUUGUCCCCUCACCUGGCCAUUUUCAUUUCGUCUUGAUUCUCCCCCCCUCCGUACUAAUCAGCGGGUCAACGGAUCUGGAACAUCGUUCUCGGUGGGGCACAAUCAUCCACCACUUCAAAAAAAUAAAUGGCUCCUGAACUGGAAUAAAAAAAAAAUAGAGAAACUGACGGAAAGAUGCAAAAUGAAACUGCCUUAUCAGAGCCUCGGAUGCACACCCCGGCGUCUGCCAGGCAGCCAACAACCACCAUCUUCUUCCUUCCUCACUCAGAGAGCCGCCACGCUUGUUCAAAUUAAAGUGUUGAUAGACAUGUCUGGAAGGGCCUCUCCGAUCCUAGGGCCAAACGUUUUGGAAAACUGUUAACUGUUGUCUUUGAAAAUAUAAAAAGGAGUAUUCCUGUUUUUUGAGGGACAGAAAAUAACUACAUUUUGUGUGUAAAUGUUUCAGUGGUGCGUACGUCAUACGAGUGAAUUACCAAGAGCCAGUGUAUAAAAUUAACCCUCAAAAGAAGCUCAGUAUGUGACAUAACCUCUUCGCGCUCUACCACGAGUGGCACGACCGCGACGCCGCCGCACUGACAGCAAAUCCAGUCCAUAUUAAAACAACAAUACAAACGCUCCAAGUGCGUGUGGUGUCGCUGUCGCCUGCUUCUGGUAGGCUCUCCUUUAAAGUCCUGUGUAAAUUACCUCUGCAAAAUGACUAAAGCAGCUAUGAAAUGUU